GUCCACGUCCAUCCCGCCAUUGUCAUCUUGACUAUUUGCUUGCAGUUUUUCUUUCUCCGUGCCAUUAUUUUGUCCGAAAUCAGUGUUACAAGAUGCAUCGAUCGAUGGUGCGGUGCACAUCCUGUCGAUAUUCAAUUCUCGAGGCAUUUACUUCUCUCGCUGGGAUUUCAGUCCUAGUUCAAGUCUCUCGCCCUCCACGAGUUUCCCGGCUGACAAGCCAACCCACUCGAAGAUUUACUCGCUUUGCGCCUUUGAAACAAUCCGAGGUGCAAUAUUCGUCAGAAUCCUCAUCAGAACCGCCUCCGCCUUCUUCUGCGGUUCCAUGGUACCUCCAAAUUGAAGAUCCCACUCCGCCCUCUCCUAUAUCCCCCCUGCUCGCUCUGCAGGAGAUCCCGCCCUUGCCACACGAUCCUCCACCGAUCCUCUCGCCUGUCCUCGCGCACCUGUCCACGCAGAUCGGGCUGGAUAACCUCAUCCUCCUAGACCUGCGGCAGCUCGAUCCACCACCCGCGUUAGGCUCCAACCUCCUGAUGAUCAUUGGCACUGCGCGGUCUGUCAAGCAUUUGAACGUCUCCGCCGACCGCUUCUGCCGCUGGGUGAGGAAGGAGCACAAAUUGAGACCGUACGCGGACGGGUUACUCGGGAGGAACGAGUUGAAACUGAAGCUGAGGAGGAAGGCGAGGAAGAUGAAGUUGGCGCAGAGCGUGGGCAAUACGGUUGCGAUGAAGGAUGCCGAUGACGGGAUCACCACGGGGUGGAUCUGCGUAAAUAUGGGCCCGGUCGAUGAGGCUGUGACGCCGGAAAUCCAAGAGGGUGAAGGUGAAGAAGACAUAGAGGUAGAGGUUGGUGAGGGACAGCGUGAGGGACAGCGCGUCUCCUCGUCUGCUCCCACGAACGCUACCAUGACAAGGAAGAUGCAAGAGACACUUGCAGAAGAUGAAGAGGAUGAAUAUCAAAAUCCUGCAGAGGACUACAUCGGGUUCGGCUCGCGAUCGGACUCGCCACGUAUCGUGGUGCAGAUGUUUACGGAAGAGAAGCGGGUCGAGAUGGAUCUGGAGGGCCUGUGGGACGUGCGGAACACGAGACGGGCACAGCGAGAGGAGAAGGCUAAUGUCGAGGCGGAGGCUGCCCUGGAACGAUUGCAGCAAGAGCAGGGGAGGAUAGCAGGCGGCGCCGAAGCCGAUUUAUGAGCACGCUGCGGAUGUACAAGGACGGCAGGGCUAUAAUGAGAGUAUAAAGCAGAAGAACGAGCCAAGUUAAGUUCAAGGACAUCUUGAAGCUGGACGCAGCCCCAGAAUCCAGUGGUCCAAGCAAAAUGUAUGCACUCAACUGGGUCGAGCCAAAUCAGGCUGACUGCAUCGUCUCACCGUCAUGAAAGUCGUUUGAUGCCUGUUGGCAAGCCUAUGUCAUCCCUG
Cladophialophora immunda is the source of this 1415-nucleotide messenger RNA. RefSeq lists its product as uncharacterized. The coding region runs from base 93 to 1190 and encodes 365 amino acids. Gene Ontology annotation, cellular component: mitochondrion. NCBI's taxonomy places the organism in Eukaryota, Fungi, Ascomycota, Eurotiomycetes, Chaetothyriales, Herpotrichiellaceae. The transcript has a single exon. The record is from RefSeq and is a predicted model, not a curated record. Gene Ontology annotation, biological process: mRNA stabilization; mitochondrial proton-transporting ATP synthase complex assembly; mitochondrial gene expression.